Elgaria multicarinata webbii is the source of this 797-nucleotide messenger RNA. RefSeq names its product ENY2 transcription and export complex 2 subunit (gene ENY2). NCBI's taxonomy places the organism in Eukaryota, Metazoa, Chordata, Lepidosauria, Squamata, Anguidae. Gene Ontology annotation, molecular function: transcription coactivator activity; chromatin binding. The record is from RefSeq and is a predicted model, not a curated record. The transcript is spliced from 6 exons. Gene Ontology annotation, biological process: poly(A)+ mRNA export from nucleus; positive regulation of DNA-templated transcription; regulation of transcription by RNA polymerase II. Gene Ontology annotation, cellular component: SAGA complex; DUBm complex; nuclear pore. The coding region runs from base 240 to 530 and encodes 96 amino acids.
AAGUCUUGGGCGCCCGGGAGACUGCGACGGUGUCGCGAGUUCGAGGCUGGUUUGGGUCUGGGUCGCCUCGCAGAAGAAGAAAGGGAGGAAUCCAGUUGCCUGCGGGACAGGAGUUGUGCCACGAUCGUCGGUACUUACUUAAACUCAGGUCCGGAAUCUCUUCAGAAACAAAAUUGUGUGUGUUCGUGUUUUUUUUUUAAAAAAGAUGUAAAUCGGUUGUACUCAGGCUUGGGGGGAAAAUGAACAAAGAUGCGCAAAUGAGAGCAACUAUUAACCAAAAGCUAAUCGAAACAGGAGAACGGGAACGUCUUAAGGAAUUACUGAGAGCCAAAUUAAUUGAAUGCGGUUGGAAAGACCAGUUGAAGGCACAUUGCAAAGAUGUCAUCAAAGAGAAAGGGCUAGAGCACGUCACGGUUGAUGAUUUGGUGGCAGACAUCACUCCAAAAGGCAGAGCCUUGGUACCUGACAGUGUAAAGAAAGAGCUUCUCCAAAGAAUAAGAACGUUCCUUGCCCAACACGCCAGCCUUUGAUUCUUCCCUUUGAGUCUUAUUGUGCUGUGUUAAGUGAAUCAUGCCAGAAACUGGAAGACAUUUUUCCAUGCUUUGGGGUUAAAGUUCACUAUUUUUUUUUAAUGUUUAGUUACUGAAAGUGUACCUUUGUUACACUGACUUCUUAAUCUUGGUAUUUUAAUAAAAAAAACCCCAACCAUAAAAUGCAAUGAAAUCAACAUCCUGUGGGCGCACGUUGGAAAGAGAUUACAUUUCUUGCUAUUAAAAGGACAUUGUGUCUCAACCUAA